Molecule: messenger RNA, 597 nt
Organism: Trichoplax adhaerens
Lineage: Eukaryota; Metazoa; Placozoa; Uniplacotomia; Trichoplacea; Trichoplacidae
Exons: 2
Coding region: 1-366 (121 amino acids)
Source: RefSeq, a predicted model, not a curated record
AUGAAUUUGAAAUUGGUUUUGAUUGCUUGCUUGCUCUUUGCCGCUACGGUUUAUACCGAAGAACACGAUGAAAUUCCGGAGGAAAUUGAAAAAGAAUUAGCGGAUAUUCAAAAUGCCAUUGAAGAUCGUAAUAAUGAAGAAAACGAAAUCAUCGAAAAAGAUGCAGAACUUGCAGAUAUCGAUGAAGAUGACUUAAAAAAAGAAGCAGUUAAAUCUGCGAAGAUUAGAAAGUCAACUGAAUUUAAUUUCUUUAUUCAUUAUAUUUUAUUGAUCAGUGGUGGAGAAGACGCCGUCGUCGACGCCGUAGACGCCGCAGACGAAUUUUCCUUACCCGACGUUCAUGGUGGAACCAACGAGUACCUGUAGGCAAAUAAAAGGAAGAAAUGGAAUAUAGCUGUCUUCAACUAGUAGCAGUAAAAACUUUUCCAUAGCAAUUUUUAGCUGAUUAUGUCAAAUGGAACACCAUUGUGAUCUUAAACUGCUAAAACGUUUACUAUAGACUACUAACUACGUCGGUAGUAACAUUACUGAAAUGUAGGUUGAAUAUCAAUUUAUAUUUUGCAAUAGAUUUAGUCAAUAAAGUCUCAUUUUGGCAAC